This is a messenger RNA of Amoebophrya sp. A120, 236 nucleotides long. NCBI's taxonomy places the organism in Eukaryota, Dinophyceae, Syndiniales, Amoebophryaceae. The record is from the annotation of a GenBank genome assembly.
ACGGGAUCUUGUCAAUCUAUUGUCGAUUCAUCUUCGUCGUCUUCGGCGGCGCUUCUGCAGAUAUCCGGCACUGCAGCCGCAACGGUGCCUUCCCGCGACCACAGGGUCCUCGCUGGGAAUGCGGUUGAUGUUCCUGUGCAUUCGGUUGACGGGCGGAAAUCAACGGCUCACUCUCAUCUUUCAUCUACAGGAGAACACGCUGGCGUGGGACAAAAUGGAAGAUUGGAGAUUCGAAC